Molecule: messenger RNA, 3083 nt
Organism: Asterias rubens (European starfish)
Lineage: Eukaryota; Metazoa; Echinodermata; Asteroidea; Forcipulatida; Asteriidae
Product: nuclear pore membrane glycoprotein 210-like
Exons: 24
Coding region: 6-3068 (1020 amino acids)
Cellular component (GO): nuclear pore
Source: RefSeq, a predicted model, not a curated record
UCGACAUGUGGAAAAUGGCGCUCGUUUCUAAUAAACUCGUCCCUUUUCUUCUAAUUAUUUCUUGUUUCUAUGUGGCUGAGGGGCACAAACUCAAUGUACCGAGGAUAAUGUUGCCCUACUUUGCUACUACACCGAUAAAUUUCACUCUAGAAGCAAGCGAUGGCUGUUACCGGUGGCGUUCCUCACGGCCGGAAGUUGCUUCAGUCAAACCUAUGGAAGGUCCGGACCAUCAAUGCUCGCAUUCUGCCAAAGUGACUGCACUGUCCACACACCCAGUGCAGAUGACCAGUGUAAUAUUCGCAGAGGAAGAAGCGAGUGGUCAGAUCAUUAGAUGUGAUGUCAUCGUUGAUAAGAUUGAUCUGAUCGACAUAGUCACAACGACCAGGGUGCUCUACCUAGGGGAUUCACCGGAAGAGUUUGAAGUCAGGGCACUAGACGAUGAGGAUAAUACCUUCACUAGUCUACAGGGUUUGGAGUUUGAAUGGUCCCUACUGUCUGAUAAUGACGCUGAUACUGUCAUCGAUGCUAAAACCAUCUUAAGAUUGGUGACCUAUCAUGAGAUGCCCUAUGACCCGCCCAAGUACAUCGAGCGUAUGGAGGAGCAGGGCAAGCAGGGCGACCGCAUCUUGAUUGAGGGCAUCAGGGCGGGGUCAGCCAAGGUCGCUGUCCGCUUGACCUCUCCAGGAUUCAAGGAUGUGAAGAUGAGUGUAACGAGGGUGAUAGUGAUCGAUCACCUGAUGCUGAAUCCAGCCCAUGAUAUCUACAUCUUGGUCCACGCUCAGAUCAAAUACCAGGUGGAGAAACUCAAAGAGAGCAAGAUUACAGUCGUUCCUAUGCCUUCAGCACAGUACAAACUUGAGAUUCGCAAUAGUGGCAUAGCGAGUCUGGACACCAAGACGUCUACAGUUACCGGUGUAUCACUGGGUACCACUGAGGUUGUGCUUAGAGACAAGAACAUCAAAGAUGCUGUGAGUCUCCCAAGCUCAUCCGUUCAUGUCAUCGAACCCAAGUAUCUUGGCUUUGUUGUUCUACCUGGCAAGAACUGGGUGUUGGAGACGGGUCGUCUGUAUGAAAUCAUGAUUGAAAUAUACGACAGAGACAGUCAUAAGAUGUUCCCUGCAGAUAUACCAAAUAUUCGGAUAAAAGCUGAUUUUGCUGGAGAGUACUUUGAGGUUCUACACUCGACGGUAAACGGCACGUAUCAUCAUAUCCGUGCACUACAGAGUGGAUUGACAGAGAUUGAAGCCGCCCUUGUUUCUAUUGUCAAACCGGAUGGAGAGAUGGAAACCUUUAAGAUACCCAUCAGAGACGCUCAGGAAGCCGAAAUCUUUGACCCCAUCAAAGUGCAGCCGGAAACUGUUGUGUUUCCGUGGCAACCAAGGAAGCCGGCUGCAUAUCAGUACACACUGAAGGCUACUGGUGGUACUGGCAGCUACAUUUGGACGUCAGGUAACCGUAAUGUGGGAACCGUUAACGUCCAUGGAACCAUCACCACGGCAACAGAAACAGGAAUGACCAAUGUGACGGCUGCCGACAAUCGCAAUCCAGCUCACUUUGGUUUGAGUAAAGUGUAUGUACUCCCACCCAGUGAUAUUGCGUUCUUUGAUACUACAGUAGAAGCUUUGGUGGGUUUGACCCUUGACCUCCCUCUAGCUGUGUUUGCUCUCCUGCCUGGUAGUAAGAAACGUGUCGCAAUAAGUGACUGCAGAACGCUGCCGUUGACCAUCACUCUAUCAGACAAUACAGUUUUCCAGAAGACUGAAGACUCACCCGAUCACGUCGACGGAGCAUGCACCAUGAUACCAGUGAGGGCGCUAAAUUCAGGUCACACGCAGGUCACUGUCACGUACGAGUACGGAUCGGUCAGACUACAAGCAUCCGUCACUAUCUCUGCUUAUGUUCCUCUCCAGGUGCUUGAUCCAGAAGGAGUGGCUGUAGUGACCCCUGCAUCUUCCAAGACGUUUGUACUCUCAGGAGGUCCUCGGCCCUGGGUUCUUGAACCGUCUCGAUACUAUGAGACUCUGUCUGCUGAACAUGAAGAAUGGGUCGCUACUAAACACGUCAAACUCUAUGGAUCAAACAAGAACAACCACGUCUUUAAUGUGGUGUGUCUGCAGCUUGGUGAGCAGACGUUUACGAUUACCGUGGGCAACAGUCCCACUGCUAAGAACAAGCAGCCAGCCGUCUCAAGGGCUACAAUCAAAUUCCUGUGUGCUUCACCAGUGCGGUUACAGCUCAUACCGGUCAUUAACCAGCCUCAGCUUGAAGAACCUUGCCCAAUCACUUUAGACUCCAACAAUCAGCUCCCAGUGAUGAACAACGCUAAUCUAGACAUCAUGGUGCGUGCAGUGGACAGCCACGGCAACUUCUUCCAUAACUUCUCCUCCGUCGUCGUCUCAUGGACAAGCUCGGACAACUCCCUGGCCUCCUUCAAGACCCCUCUGACUGCAUACUCUGAUGUGGAUGGCGAGAUAAGAGGAUCCAAGAUCCUUAAGGCAUGGGAGGUUUGUAAAAUGCACGCGAAGCGAGGAACAGUCUCGGUCACUGCCUCGUCCUCUACCUACGAUGCGGCACUCUUCAAGAAACACAAUAUCCAAUUGCCUUUGAAGUUGUAUUCCCUGAGUGCAUCUCUGGAGUUGAUUUUAGUGAAGGAAGCAACAAUUGAACCUGAGCAGAUUGCCAUCUUCAACCAUCCAUCUAAUAGGGUUCAUUUUACACUACAUGGAGGUUCUGGACACUUCCAGGUCAAGCCGAGUAUCCAAGGACUCGCAGAAAUCACCUACGAUGACAAGAGGAAGAAGAUCGAGGUAGCACCAAUGCACGAUGGUAUCUUGACCAUGACAGCCUUUGACCUUUGCCUUACAACCUCCCAGCAUGCAUCAUCCAAGAUUCACAUAGCAGGAGUGAACACCAUCAAGUUGAAAGUUGUGGAUAAGGUUCAAGUUGAUCAUGACAUCACAGCAGCAGUGCAGGUACUAGACUCUACAGGCCAGCCGCUGUCCGUCUCCUACUUCCCAUUGAUGAACCUACAACCUAAACCAGGAUCAGAUAUCAUCACAAUAAGGUAGGACAAUUUUAAAUUC